Messenger RNA from Labeo rohita (rohu), 4074 nucleotides. It is a transcript of the gene rpz6, whose product is annotated as rapunzel 6. NCBI's taxonomy places the organism in Eukaryota, Metazoa, Chordata, Actinopteri, Cypriniformes, Cyprinidae. The coding region runs from base 143 to 1324 and encodes 393 amino acids. The transcript has 2 exons. The record is from RefSeq and is a predicted model, not a curated record.
CUCUGUCGCGCGCGCGCGCUGCCUCUCUGUUCAUUUUACACUCACUCAGACCAUCACAAAUAUCCUCCCCGAGCCAAUACCUGAGGGAAACCUGAAUUUUGGACAGGUGUUUCGGACAGCAGAUCGUCAACCUGCCAGACAAAUGGCCAGUCCACUAGAGCGGGUUGUAGCCCAAAAAAAGGAGGCCAUUGAAGCCGUAAUGGAGAUGUUUGAGAGAGGAGCUGAGGUGCUGGCCAGCGCUGUUGGGGAGCUGUGUCCUCUUUUUGAAGCUUCUGCACCGGUUCUGAGGCUGGUUUUGGACAAUGUGGAAAGCAAGGAGGUCACAUAUGUCAAAGAUCAGUUUUUAGUUGUGAGGAGCAAAUUGGAUGUCCUCUCAUCUCAAAUAGAAGACAUCAACUGUGAGAUUAAAAAGGGACGGUUGGAUUCUCAAUUCUUCUCUGUGGAGGAAAAUAUAUGUAACCAGUUUAGAAAAUACAUAGACAUUCUGGAGGCCAAACCUGAGUACAAAGAGGUUAGAAAACGCUUGUUCUUGCAACAUUUUCCCAAAACGGGAGGAGAGAAGAACCUUUACACGCUUUAUGACGCUGUGAUGGGGAACAGCAUAUUUGGGGAGCCAAUCCUUGAUGUUGUGGAACAAUACGAGGCUAGAAACAGAAGGGUCUUGGAAGACUUCUGCGUCAGGCUGAAGGAGCUGCUGUGCUUGGGAAUCAUCUCUCUUCUGGGAUAUUGUUUCCUUACUCACGGUGAGGAAUCAGAGCAGGAGAAGAUUCAAGAGUGGAGCACGAAAAUCCAAGAAAUUGAGACGAAAAUGAAGGAAACAAUAGAGAAAUGUGUGGAUUCGUUUUCAGAGCAAGCUGAAUUGGACAUCAAGAGGCUUGUGAAGGAAAAAGAAGAUGGGAACCUUCAGGAAACAGCUAGGGAGCUGUUGGACUUCCUGGUGAAGAAGUACGACUGGGUGAGCUGGUCCAUCAGAGUCAUUAGUAACUUAGGCAAAAUUAGCAACUUGAGAGCCGGACAAAACUUUCAAUGUGUGGCCGGACAGAACUAUUUUGAAGUAUCUCAAGGAAAUGACACCAACCUGGUGGUCUCGUUCAGCAGCGACCCUCAGCCUGUGCCUGAAGAGAGCAUCAAACAGAUGAUGGAAGGUCCUGCGAGGAAGGGAGAUGCCAAAGCUGUCGUGGAGCUUCUGGAGAAUCAGUUAGCCGGGUUUCUGAUUCACGCCGUCAGUCGUCACAAGGACAGCUUUGUUCUGUCGAGUUUUCCUGAAGAAAGUCACUACUGGGAGAAACAUAAGAACGUGAAUGUGUGUGUGCAUUCAGAGUAGAUUUAGAAAGGCUAAUCAGGAUCAUUAUUUAACAGCAUUUUAAAUUACACUAAAUACAAAAUAUUCUAUAACAGCACUUUACUGUAUUUAUCCAUGAUCUAUGCCUUGAAAAACAGUAUUUAUGUGGCAUUGUUUAUUGUCAGCUUACUGUCUCUAACAAAAAGUUAUUGCAUUUAUUGUAAUUCUUCUUUUCAUUGUUCUAAACUGAAACCAAAGUGAUCUUGUUAAGAAUAACCAGUUUAACUGCACUUUUAUAUCCAAUUACACCCAAUUUAUAUUAUUUUAUGGUAUAAUUAUGUAUGUAUCUGGCUAAAAUCAUGCCUUUAAACCAGGAAUUCUCAACCAGGAAACUGGAAACCACUGGGGGCCUCAGCAAAUUUACUCAAAAUGACUUAAAAUGUUUUAAAAUAAGACAAAACAAGCAUUAAAAGAAGCUCAAACAAUUAAAAAUCAACAUGUUGUUUAUUUUAUUUACCCCCUCAACAACUUGAAGAGUUGUCUCUUCAUUGAAGUACCAGGAUUCCCAAAGAAAAAAGUUAUAUAUAUAUAUUUAUAUUCAUUCUCCGUAUAUAUAUAUAUAUAUAUAUAUAUAUAUAUAUAUAUGUUUUAAGUGUGAUUUCUAGACCUUCUAUACCUUCUAGACUUUUAGUAUUAAUAUGUUAGCCUUAAGGUUAUCUAUAAGGUAGUGUGCUCCAAAACAAUGUCAAAAUUCACAUUUAAAAUAUAUAAGCAUUCAAAACUCACAGUCUCUAACUUCCACCAGUAUAAAUCAACAACUGUGAUGACAUAACUCUGCAUUUCAUCUUCUCCUCAAACUUUCGGUCCAAUCAAAUGCUCUCUAGAAUCCAAAACGUCCCAAAAUGCUAUUGGCUAUUUAAAAAAAGGGGGCGGGACUGCUUGAUAUGUCUUCCUGUAUCAGUUGAAAUGACGUCAACUGCGUGUUUCAAAGCACCUUAGUGGACCUUUAGAAUUGCAUACAAAUAAAUUGGAGCAACUCAAAUGGCAUAAAAUUUAUUUUAACAGGAGUAAAAAAGAUUUUUUAAUCAGUCCUAAUGUUGUGGACACUGAGGGGGCUUGAAGACACAAAUGGUAUGGGAACUGCUGCUUUUAACAACAUCAUGCAUAAAUUAAUGUUUUUGUGAAAUGGUUAAAAGCAGGAAAAAUGGCUUUUGGACCAAGUACACUGUAUUUUACUUGUGCCAGGACUGGCAAGUUGGCCUUUGUGAGAAUGACCUACAUAAAGCUGACAGAAUAAAAAUGCCCUACCAACCAUGAAAAGAGGCAAUGAACACAUCUCAGUCUUUUUUGUCUUGUCUCAGCAGCCCAUACAAACUGAGCUUUCAGUAAAAGUAAAACAAGGAUCUUUUGCAUAAGAAAUAGUUUCAAUAUCUGACACCCAUUGCUGUGAUAUACCACCCAAAGCCACAUUUAAUUAAAUUACUGUUUGUGCACACAAGUCAGCAUUUUCUCGUGAAGGCCUGCAGAAACAUGGUAACAUUUCACUUUGUUAAUAUAAAGCCGACGAGCUCCGAAGUGCUGUGAUCAGCUCUCCGGAUCCAGUCAUUAAAAUCACUGAGGUGCCAAGUGAAGGAACAAUUCAUCAUUUAACACUCAGGAGGGAGGAUUCAUUUCCACUGUAUCCUUUUACUCUAUUCUGUGUGUUUAUUUUAAUUAAUGCUAAAAAUGUGAUUGUAAAUGCAUAAUUACAGUUGAGGUAAAAAUGUACAUACACCUUGCAGAAUCUGCAAAAUGUUAAUUAUUUUACCAAAAUUAGAGGGAUGCUUCAGAAGGAAACACAAUGCAUUACAUUUUUUAAUUUAAAGAUUAGGGUACAUUUCACCUAUUUUGUCUUCUCUUGCAAGUAUCUUCUGUAGUUUCUAUAGGACAGUACUAAAUGAAAAAAAAUAUUAUAUUUAGGUAAAAUAAGAAAAAUGUACAAAUCUUCAUUCUGUUCAAAAGUUUACACCCCUGGCUCUUAAUGCGUUGCUUUUUCUUCUGGAGCAUCAGUGAGCGUUUAAACCUUCUGUAAUAGUUGCAUAUGAGUCCCUCAGUUGUCCUCAGUGUGAAAAGAUGGACCUCAAAAUCAUACAGUCAUUGUUGGAAAGGGUUCAAUUACACAAAAAUGCUAAAGAAAAACAAAGAAUUUGUGGGACCUGAAGGAGUUUUCUGAAGAACAGCAGGCAGCUUAACUGUUCAGGACAAACAAGGGAUUCAACUAUCACAAAAAAAAAAAAAAAAAAAAAACAUUCAGGUAACAACACAGUAUUAAAAAUCAAGUGUAUGUAAACAUUUGAAUGGGGUCAUUUAUAUAAAUUCAACUAUUAUUUUCUCUUGUGGACUAUAUGUAUAAACCUUUUAUGUGAAAUAUCUUAUUCAGGUCAGUACUAAAUAAAUGCACACAUGCAUUUUGUAUGAUCCAUCUUAUUUUGGCAAAAUAAUUAACAUUUAGUAGAUUCUGCAAAGUAUAUGUAAACUUUUGACCUCAACUGUAUAUUUAAAACCACAGGAAAUCAAAAUAAUAUUUUAAAAACUACAUUAUUAGAGGACCAUUUUGACCCACUGGUGCAAGAUCAUUAAAAGCCAUUUAUAACCAUUCAAGUUGUGACCUUACAAUCAAUCUGCCAUGGGUGGUGACCUUUGACCCCUACACACAUAAUCCAGUAUGACCGUCCUCUUUAUAUGUCAAUAAGUUUUUGAUUAAUGACAAAGCAAAUCAUUAUAGUAUCUUUUAUAGGUUCAUAAAAAUUGCA